AUGGCUGGGAGGACACAGGAACUAGUAUUUCUCCGUCCUCCAAUAGACGUUUCAGAGAUGUUAUAUCCGAUCACUUAUGUGAUUGGUGGAAAAGCGCUUGGUUUCAUAUCAGCACAAAUAAGGACCAUGGAGGGUACGGAUUUUGCAAUGCAUGGAUUUGCCCCCCACGCCAAUGCACAAGAAACAAGCGUUAAGGAUGAAUGGAAUGCAUCAGUACGAGCACUUGACUUAUAUUUUAGCAGCGAAAACCCUUUUCGUUCUCGCUUUCGCUUUAGCCCGAUACAGCAAUGUGUUGUCCACAUCGACCAGGCCAAGGGGACAAGAGAGACGAAAAAGGACGUUGUGAUUUGA
Microsporum canis CBS 113480 is the source of this 351-nucleotide messenger RNA. RefSeq lists its product as uncharacterized. NCBI's taxonomy places the organism in Eukaryota, Fungi, Ascomycota, Eurotiomycetes, Onygenales, Arthrodermataceae. The transcript is spliced from 2 exons. The record is from RefSeq and is a predicted model, not a curated record. Bases 1 to 351 code for a protein of 116 amino acids.